GGAGGAAAUAAUGCUGGCCAUACAGUUGUGGUAGAUUCUGUGGAAUAUGAUUUUCAUCUUUUACCCAGUGGAAUAAUUAAUCCAAAUGUGACUGCCUUCAUUGGAAAUGGUGUGGUAAUUCAUCUUCCUGGAUUGUUUGAAGAAGCAGAGAAAAACGUUAAAAAAGGAAAAGGUAUGAAAAAUGAGUCUUCCUGGUAACCAGUUACUUUGUAAAGUCAUUUUUUGUUUGAUUUUCAUCAAGCAGCUGAUGGGAUCCAGGAACAACAGAGACAAGAACAAGCAGGAAAAAAUUUGGGUACCACAAAAAAGGGCAUUGGCCCAGUUUAUUCUUCCAAAGCUGCUCGAAGUGGACUUAGGAUGUGUGAUCUUGUUUCUGACUUUGAUGGCUUCUCUGAGAGUCAGGGUUAUAUGGAAAGGAUUAAACCAAUGGUGAGAGAUGGAGUUUAUUUCCUAUAUGAGGCCCUACAUGGACCACCAAAGAAAAUCUUGGUAGAAGGUGCAAAUGCAGCACUAUUAGAUAUUGAUUUUGGGACUUAUCCGUUUGUAACCUCCUCAAACUGUACUGUUGGAGGUGUUUGUACUGGUUUGGGAAUGCCUCCUCAGAAUGUUGGAGAAGUGUAUGGAGUUGUGAAAGCUUAUACAACUAGAGUUGGUAUCGGUGCCUUUCCCACAGAGCAAGACAAUGAAAUUGGAGAAUUAUUACAAACAAGAGGUAGAGAGUUUGGUGUAACUACUGGAAGAAAAAGAAGAUGUGGCUGGUUAGACCUUGUUUUGCUCAAAUAUGCUCAUAUGAUCAAUGGAUUUACUGCGUUAGCACUUACCAAGUUGGAUAUUUUGGACACGUUUACAGAAAUCAAAGUUGGAGUUGCUUACAAGUUAGAUGGUGAAAUCAUACCUUAUUUCCCAGCAAACCAAGAAGUCUUAAAUAAAGUUGAAGUUCAAUAUAAGACUCUCCCAGGAUGGAACACAGACAUAUCAAAUGCAAGGACAUUUAAAGAACUACCUGUAAAUGCACAAAAUUAUGUUCGAUUUAUUGAAGAUGAGCUUCAAAUUCCAGUCAAAUGGAUUGGUGUAGGUAAAUCCAGGGAGUCUAUGAUUCAACUGUUUUAAGAACUGCCAGUAAUGCAAGAAACACUCCUUGAGCAGGAGGGAAGAGACUUUCUUAAAUAUUUCAUUUAUGACCUGCAAAUUCAAGGGAAAAGACAUUGAAGGGAAUUUUAAGCUCUGCAGUGGUUGCCAGUCUUUCAAGAUGGAUGGCUGUUGUGGAGGUGAACUUUGGCAGGUUCCAGUGUCAGCUUUCCUUAGCUGGCAUAAUUGCUGAAUCAUUUAUUGCUCCUGCUGCUCCUGGUGCCAUGUUUUCUUUUAAUGUUUAGUAAUAGUAUAAUCCCUGUUGUUUGAAAUCUGAAACAAUUACUUUCAGUGUAGUUUUUUUCAUUAUUGUCAUUGAGUGUUCCUAGGUUUCACCCCCAUUAGAUGGUAAGAACAGUUACUGCAGUUUUGCACAAAUAUUUUUACAUUCUGAUCAUUCACUUCUGUCAUUGUUAUCUUUGCUGUUAGAUAAAAUGAUGAAAUGAUAGGGGUUCUAUAAACUUUUGUAAUGCUAUAAAUUCUGUUUAAAUUGUAAACUGUUUAUUUUCUGCUGAAACCAUUGCAAAAUUGAGCUUUGGCAGGGGAGAGGGGGUGAUAUUCAUGGAUCCUUUAAUUUGUACAG
Molecule: messenger RNA, 1711 nt
Organism: Galeopterus variegatus (Sunda flying lemur)
Lineage: Eukaryota; Metazoa; Chordata; Mammalia; Dermoptera; Cynocephalidae
Gene: ADSS2
Product: adenylosuccinate synthase
Exons: 11
Biological process (GO): IMP metabolic process; 'de novo' AMP biosynthetic process
Cellular component (GO): cytoplasm
Molecular function (GO): nucleotide binding; adenylosuccinate synthase activity
Source: RefSeq, a predicted model, not a curated record